Messenger RNA from Danio rerio (zebrafish), 3422 nucleotides. The record is from RefSeq and is a predicted model, not a curated record. NCBI's taxonomy places the organism in Eukaryota, Metazoa, Chordata, Actinopteri, Cypriniformes, Danionidae.
AUGACGAACACUAGUGAUGCAGUCUUCAGUGUAUUGUCAACAUCUUGCAAGUAGUGAAGCUGUGAAGCUCUUCUCGCGCUCUGCCUGUGAUUCUCUCAUUGGUCGCUGAACUGUCAGCAGCUCGAGCCGCGAUAUGAGCCACUCACCCGGAGGACAGUUCACUCACGGCUCUAGUGAUGCUCACACAUAUAAACUUGCUAUGUUUUACUCGUCUGCCAGCGCCGCGUCCGAUAACAUUUGACUGAGGUUGCUUUUACGCGCUUGUAAAGCAGGAUAAACUUUAUGGACUUUUAAGUUUCUACACGAUAAACAAAAAAUUAACAAAGAAAACGCAACGAUGGACGCCUCAAAAGUGGUUUUAUUGGCUUCAGCGUUUGGCUUCGUGUUUUCUCCGGUUGCCGCUGUUCAGAUGUGUGACGUGGUAAAUGAGAUUGAGCUGGCAAGAGCGAGGUGUGAGAAUAAAACAGCAGGAAAUGUCACAUCAGGCUGCAAAGGGAUGUGGGAUAUUAUUGCUUGCUGGCCAUCAGCCAAAAUUGGGGAACACGUGGUUAUUCCCUGUCCAAAUUACUUCAGACACUUCUCUGAUCAACAUGAGGGUAACCUCUCUAAAACCUGCACUGCUGAUGGCUGGACCGAAAUGGACUCGUUGGAAAUCGCAGUAAAUUGUGGAUAUAAUCUGAAUGGCACUGUUGACGAUGAUAGCUUUUUUAGGUCAGUGAAGAUCGGCUACACCAUCGGCCACAGUGUUUCUCUCAUUUCUCUCACAACUGCCAUUGCAAUACUCUGUAUAUUCAGGAAACUCCACUGCACUCGCAACUACAUCCACAUGCACCUGUUCGUGUCCUUCAUUCUGAAAGCCAUCGCGGUUUUCGUCAAAGAUGCAGUGCUGUACGAUGUUGUCCAGGAGUCUGACAACUGCUCCACUGGUUCUGUUGGCUGCAAAGCUGUGAUUGUGUUUUUCCAGUACUGCAUUAUGGCCAGUUUCUUCUGGCUGCUGGUGGAAGGUCUGUACAUUCAUGCUCUUCUCGCCGUCUCCUUCUUUUCUGAGAGGAAGUACUUCUGGUGCUACAUCCUCAUCGGUUGGGGAGGCCCAACCGUUUUCAUCAUGGCCUGGAGCUUUGCCAAGGCUUACUUCAAUGAUGUUGGAUGCUGGGAUAUAAUUGAAAAUUCCGAUCCUUUUUGGUGGAUUAUCAAAACCCCGAUAUUAGCUUCCAUUCUGAUGAACUUUAUUUUGUUCAUUUGUAUCAUCCGGAUACUGAGGCAGAAGAUCAACUGUCCUGACAUCGGGAGAAAUGAAUCAAACCAAUAUUCGAGGCUGGCAAAAUCAACACUUCUGUUGAUUCCACUCUUUGGAAUAAACUUUAUCAUAUUCGCCUUCAUUCCGGAGAACAUCAAAACCGAGCUACGGCUUGUGUUUGACCUCAUUCUCGGUUCAUUUCAGGGUUUUGUGGUCGCUGUACUCUACUGUUUCCUAAAUGGAGAGGUCCAAGGUGAAAUCAAGAGGAAAUGGAGGCGAUGGCACCUCGAAAGAUUUCUGGGUCCUGAUACAAAAUACCAGCACCCAUCCAUGGGCAGCAAUGGCAACAACUUCAGCACACAGAUCUCCAUGCUGACUCGCUGCAGCCCUAAGACUCGCCGUGCAUCCACAUGUCAAGACGAGACAUCCAUCACAGUCUAACUGACCUACAACAGUGAUUUACUACUGCCGUCUACGGCCAGACCCCGAGAGGCCAUGCACAUGUGCAGAAAGACUGAAAUACUACAUUACUCUUGGGAUAUAUAAGUUACUAAAAUUAAAUUGUUUUUGAACAUAGUGCAGUUUAAAGAGUUGCGAGGUUCUUAUGAGAAAAACUCAACAUCCAAUCAUCUUCUGCAACACAUUAAACCUGUAAAUAAACCUGCAGUGAUUUUCUGGAGAACACCAAGAUAUUGUGGUUUGAGACUCUUGCCGUCAUUUUGUGCCGACUCGGCUCUGCAGGGAUGCAGAAGAAACAACGUCAUCAAAAAUGACUGAUGAUGCACUGUUGGAAAAAGAGGUUAGGGAUUCUCUACUUGGACUGCUCUUAUAUAUUUUUGCUUAUGAGGUAAGUAAAAAAAAUUAUAAUAAUAAAGGAGGCAACCAAAAGUGGAUUGUUGAAUAUCCAAUAUAUGGAGAUACACUGUAGAGACCAAAUGUGAUGUUUCUUUGAAACAUGUUGUUCAUAUAUAUUUUUUGUGAUGUUUCCAGAUCAGUAUGUGUGUGUGUGUGUACUGGUUUUGGUGGUUUACAAGGACAACCACUGGCAAAAAGUGAAAUCGCCAUACUUGGAAAUGUUUAAUUGUGUAGAAAAAAACAAACACAUACAGUACAUGCCACAAAACUAUUUUCAUUCAACAAUCCAACAUUUUGGCUGUAAGAAACACUUAAAAAAGAAAAUGAAAGAAGUCAUUUACAACUGUCUUUCCAAAUCAAGCAAGAAAAAAAAAUGGAAUCACACAAAUCUGAGGGAAAUUAUACAGAAUCACCAUGUACUUUGCAGUUUUAAAACAAACAACUGUAUACAACUUUUAAUUAGUCUGCAGUUAAAAAAGUGUUUGCACACCUUAGUGAGGUGUUGAACCAAGCUGAUUAACAUAACUCAUUAUCAAACUUCUCAAAGAAGGUAAAUCUUCACGGAAUGUUGCAAAAGAUGUUGGUUGUUCCCAGUCAGCUGUGUCUAUAAUCUGGACCAAGGACAAAUCAAAUGGCAAGGUUGUAGGAGUGGAGCGUACUGGUAAACCUAGGAAGACGUCAAAGCAAGACAGAAAACUUAAAGCAAUAUGCCUUCAAAACAGAAAAUGCACAACAAAGCAAAUGAGGAACGAAUGGGCAGAAAGAGGAGUCAAUGUCUGUGACCAGACUCUAAGAAAUCGCCUUAAAAAAAUGGGAUUUACAAACAGAAAAGCCUCACUAAAACCAUUAUUAACAUGUAAACAGAAAAGAUCAAGGUUUCAGUGGGCUAAAGAAAGGCAGUCUUGGACUGUGGAUGACUGGAUGAGCGUGAUAUUCAGUGAUGAAUAACGAAUCUGCAUUGGCCAGGGUGAUGAUUCUAGAAAUUUAGUUUGGUGCCGUUGCAAUGAAAUUUAUAGACAACUGUCUGAGAAAAACAUGCAAAUUUCCUCAAUCAUUAAGAAUACGGGGUUGUAUGUCAGGUAUUUGUACGGGAGAGAUGACAGUCAUUACAUCCUCUAUAAAUGCACAAGUUUCUAUUGAGAUUUUGGACACUUUUCUUAUUCCAUCAAUUGAAAGGAUGUUUGGUGAUGAUGACAUAAUUUUUCCAGAUUGAUAAUGCAUCGUGCCAUAAGGCAAAAUCUGUGAAAACUUUUCCACAGGAAAGACAUAUAAUGUCAAUAGGAUGACCUGCAAAUAGUUCAGACCUCAAUCCAAUUGAAAAUUUGUUUUG